GGUUAGUUACAUAUAAAUUUGCGCAUAUCACUUUCAAAUACUUAAAAGCAUAUUUCAUUUACUUUCAUACGGGAUGCAUUAAAUAUACAAAAUAAUGUGUGUGUGUAUGUGUAUAACAGAGGAAGAUAUCUUUUGAAUAAAAUAUAAUAUAAUCGUAUGAUACUACGUAAAUAUAUACAUAGAUCAUUUGUUUCAAGUGUUAAAACCUACAUAUUUACAUUCACAAGUGCUUAACAUCUCAGUAACAAUUAAUAUCAGAUUGAUAUUUUUGCAAUGAUUUAAUAUGAUGAACCAAGUAUUUCCAGUGUUGCAAGAUUACGGUUAAAAUUGAAGUAGCCAACAAAAUAAAACUCAUCGAAACGAAAAUGCGCACAAACCCUCCGGCACUGAAAUAAAUUACGUUCAAUUUAUAUUUAUAGUACGAGUAUUAAUAAACAGAAAAGUUUAUUAUCCGUUUUAUAAUUCAAGAAUGAAAGUAAACAAGUUUUAUUGCAAUAAUGAAACACAAUGUAACAAUUAUAAAGAAUUCGUCGAAAGCGGAACUAACGAAACCCUUCAAGGAAUUGGCUACACAGAACCAUCAACACCAAGAAAUAUUUCUAAUAAGGCUGUUCUCGGCAUUAAAGAGCUUAAUGGAACAAUAAAAAACACUAACGAUUCCGACAAUGAAAUUAGUUUUAUGCAGGGGCCGGCAGGGAAUUUGCAGUAUCAGCACCGAAAUUUGACUCCGCAGGAAUAUUCUCAGUCAAGGAUGUAUUACAACGCGUCUGAAUACAAGUGCCAAGAUGGUAUUUUUUCUACUGGUGGAAACGGAAGAUUGGGUACCGCAUCUAUUUCACCGGCAUUACAGUUAGAAGGACAACACUAUCUUACUUCAGUGAGUCAAAAAAUGCAGUCGACACCGCAACACCAACUACAGGCUACACACAAUUCUCUAGGCCAACUGCAUCUCCACCACAAGCCAGUUUGUAAUUCAAAUGCAGUCAUUGACGUCAGUGAUGAAAUAUUUGAUUGUGGUCAAAGAAAUGACAUCAAAGAGCGAUCGCCAGCAGUUUCCACUCAAACUCAAUAUUGUGGAAAUCAGACUAGUAACAAUUAUGAACCAAUUGCUUCUCUACCUUCAGCAACGUCAGUUGAUUCUAGUAGUGGGUCAUUGGCUACCACGGUGGCUUCAUCGCAUAUGAUGUAUACAGUACAUCGUGUGGUUACUACAGCACAAAUCCAAACGGCCCUAGGGAACACAUACACUUCUUCUAGCGUUUCAAGCGUUGUCAGCGCUCUACGAAAUGAAGAUGAGAGCAUGGCUGCACCAUUGGCAGCAAGUUUAACAACACUGAAUGGAAAUUGCAUUUUAAAUGUAAAUGGCUGCACUGUUAACCCAGGAAGCCAUUUGAAUAAUAUGGAGGAAAACUCUAACGUCAUUUCUAAUAGUAACCUAGUAAAUGAAACAGGUGUUGGGGACUCACAACAAUCAUCAGCUGUUGGAACAAACAUAAACGUUUUGCCGCAAAAUGCACAAAAACUCUGCUAUGCGUCGGAUAAUAACCACUCCACAUCUAAGCUACAAAAUGUUACUUAUAGUAAUGCAAAUAGUAUAAAUAACUCAAAAGGACUGAAACCGUCAUCUUCAAUGCCAAGGCCAUUGCAAAAUGUGAUACCAACUUGCGUGUAUUUGAUGUCUCGAAUUGCUGUUCAUAUGGAGAUUGAGGGCACAGCGCAUUGUCCUGCGCAAGUUAUGCUUGCCGCUGCCUUGGGGUGUGAAGAGUUGGGAAUCGCGAACAAAUUACUAGCUCAAAGUAUAUUUGGAUUAUGGAUGACCAGUGGACUUUUGGAUAUUCAGCUGAAGUCACACCAUCGUCCUUAUAUAGUAAGAGUAGCGUGGCAGUCUCUACUAGACAAAUUUAGCAGCGGUAAUCCAAUUGAAAAGAAGUAUGACGAACCAAUGAUUAUGCUUAAACGAAACGUAUUCUUCUCGAAACGUGAUGAAGAGAGAAUAAAGGAUCAUCGAAUUUUAGAAUUAUUGUACGAAGAAGCGAAAUAUAACGUGCUAUCUGGUAGAUACGUAAUGGAGCCAGUUCAUGCUUUAAUGCUUGGUGGCAUACAAGCACGAAUCGAAUUGGGACCAUAUAAUUCUCAUACACACACUAUUAGUUUUUUAAGAGAAAACCAGUUAAGAUUUCUCCCACAUCAUGUUGCAAAAAGUACAAAUUGGUCGUGGCUGCCAGUUAGUCGAAAAAACUCGGCUGAAGUUAAGCUUCUUGAGCAAUUCAAGCGCGUUCCUCAAACUGCGACUACAAAAAAGCUUAUACGCAAAUAUUUAGAAUUUUGUUGGGCUCUUCCGUUUUAUGGGGCUGCUUUUUUUCAUGGUCAAGUGGAACAACCUGUACGUGGUCUUAUGAGUUUUGUUAGCCAUAAAGAUGUAGAAGUAAUGAUAGCAGUUAAUGAACGUGGUAUUUUUGUUGUCGAUACUCUAGAAUGCACUUUGCUAUUAGGAUUGAGGUACGAGGAUUUGUCAUGGGACUUCGCCAAGCCUAGUGUGAAUAAUGAUUCCGAGUGCCUGACAUGUAUAUUUAUUCAAUUCGAUGCAAUGGAAAACGGGAUACAAGUUUCGAAGCUUAUGCAAAUUUUUUCCAAGCAAGCUGGCAUGAUAGAUGCUCUUAUUUCACAUUUUGCCGAACAAAUUCGAAAGCUUAAAUUGAACGGAAACAUGGCUGAUCAACAUCCUGAAGAACCGUACCCCAUACAAAACAAUGGAACUGGUGUGCUUUGCAACAAAUUGUCUCGAUUGACGUUGGCGACAUUUGAUGAUGAAGGACGCUGCAUCGGACAAACAGGAUCACUAUCUAUAAGUUAUUAGUAAUUGAAAUUUCAAUUGUAAUCAUGUUUGUAUGCAUUUCUCUAAAUACAAUAUCAUGAUUAAUAACGCCAUU
Molecule: messenger RNA, 2930 nt
Organism: Anastrepha obliqua
Lineage: Eukaryota; Metazoa; Arthropoda; Insecta; Diptera; Tephritidae
Gene: Bili
Exons: 12
Coding region: 470-2857 (795 amino acids)
Biological process (GO): negative regulation of canonical Wnt signaling pathway
Cellular component (GO): plasma membrane; cytoskeleton
Source: RefSeq, a predicted model, not a curated record